AUGUUUAAAUCAUACCUCCCGGGAUCGGCCCUUGUUUCUUCUCACUGCUUCGCUAUAUUCAUGAAUAUAAUUUCCAGAUGCCAAGACGCUGACGCAACUCCUGUUCGAGGUCAUAUGUCACCUCAUACCUUUCGCGAAGAGUGCAUCACGCUAGAGUAUCCUACGCUCGAUUGUUGUAUCAACUUUUCAGAGGCUAUACAAGAUAAUACAGCGUAUCAGUUGCCGGCACAAUGGCGGACUAGGCGUACGGCGAAGCGGAGUACGCUAGCUAUGAAUGGAAUGUCAUCACCUGACCCGGUCCUAGUAGCGGCCUUUCCCGAACCACUCAAGGCAGCUAUUCUGAGAAGCCAGCUUCAUCCUCAGGUAAGGAAUAAGACAGGAUUUAUCUUGAGCCCCCGGGUGAAGCCAGCGAUAAUUGGCCUAGAAAUAUUUGAAGUCUUGGCUGAGGAGAGAGACAGAGAAUGCGUGCGAGAGAGAGGGGCUGAGAGGGGAGGAGGCAUUAUUUUAAAGGGCGAGGUAGCCGUGGAAUGCGGCGGUGGGGAGAAGGCAGCUACCGUCUUACACACCAACCGGCCUCUCAAGGCAACCCCCACCACCCUCCUCCUGCUCUCUGUUGGUAUUGCAUCUAUAUACAAAAAACAUCCUAAACCUCGUCGACGUCCACACUCCGGAAGAAUAAACCAUCAGACAUCAAGCAUAAAGAAUCAGCUUCCGGAGAAGGCCGGAGUUGGGUGGGACCUGACGGAUGGUCCCAGAUCUACCUGUUUCCACUUCACGCUGCAUAAUCUCCACGGGACCCUUUCUAGCAUUAUCAAUCCUUUUCCCAACUUCACUGUCUCUGACCGAACUCGCAUUAACUUUCUCCUUCUGGAUUCCAGAUCUAUGAAUUGGAUUCGAAUGGCAGAGAACAAAAGACAGGUUGUGCAUGAAGUCAGCAAAGAUAAGAAGAAGCGGCGAGAACUAGCAAUGAGAGGACGAAGAGGCGGGAAUGGAGGGGCGGGAACCGGUCUCGAGGCGGGAGCUACUCUGGAAUGUACGAGGUUCAGAGCCGAGAAUGAGGCGGCAUCCCGGGGCAAUCCCCUUCCAGUUCCCGAGAAAGUAGGAGGAGAUUCCUAG
Messenger RNA from Nezara viridula (southern green stink bug), 1116 nucleotides. The record is from the annotation of a GenBank genome assembly. Lineage: Eukaryota; Metazoa; Arthropoda; Insecta; Hemiptera; Pentatomidae.